UAGCUGAUGGAGGAAUGGAAGAAGGCGAACACUGAAGCAAGCAUGGCGAUGGGGAAGGCGAAGAGAUCGGGGAAGAAGCAUUCCGUGACACGACCUGGAAAGGGCAGAAGGAGAAGCGGACAUCAGAAGAAGAAGAAGAAGAAGAAGGUGAGGGAGAUCUCUAGCGACAACUCGAAAGAAGAAAGCUCCACGGAAGAAGAGUCGACCGAUACUACGACAUCGGAAUCCGAAUCGGAACUACUAGCGAUAAGGAGAGCUCGAAGAGGGAGGGCGAAGAAACGGUCGCAAGGAAAACGGAGAGCCACGAAGGUCAUUCCUUCAUGUGGGUUUAUGACUGCUCGUUCCCCAGGACUGAGGGCCUUCCUUCGCUUUCUGAGUGGCCUCUACUCAUGUCUCAAUCGUGGUGGCACUCCCGUUACCCAUACCCAGUCCUCCGGAAGUGCGAUGCGGGUGCUGGUCUCCCUUCAUAUCGAUAAUGUUUUUGUUCGGAUUAAGGAAUCGGGUUGCCAGGAGAUCUGUGAGAUGCGAGAGGAGCGCUAUCUUGUUUGCGCUGUCCUCCAACUAGCUGUUCUCGGCCUCGCUUCGCCAUUUUGCUGCCAUGACUAUGAAUGGCAGAUCCUAUCUAGCCUAGACUACAAUGCCGCUGAUGACGUCAACAGCUCCCCGAAGUACGAGCAGAUCUCGGACAAUGCCGUACGCUUCAAGCACCAGGGCCCGUACGGUUUCGAAGACACGAUCGGUGCAGGAGGCGCACCUCUGACAUUUAUAGCACUGGUUUUGAUACCUUGUAUCUGGUCCAUUCCACUCGCUCUUCUAACUGCAGAGCUGUCGUGCAUGAUUCCAGAGAGUGGAGGCAACGUGGUAUGGGUCCACAGGGCGUUUGGUCCUUUCUGGGCCUUCUUCAACGGCUGCAUUGCAAGCGCAUGCAGCAUCUUGGACAACGCACUUUAUCCCGUCCUUUUCAUCGACUACGUCAAUGCCAUCACCUUCAACUUUGAGGAAGGGAAUGGGAUGUCGUCGUCAUUGUGCAUGCUGAUCAAGGUUGCUCUUGCUGUGUCCGUAGCGGUUGUCAACAUAUGUGGAAUCGACCUCAUCGGUACGGCCUCACUUGCUACCGGACUUAUUGUCUUGUCGCCAUUUACUGUGAUGGUUCUGCUCGGGUUGCGCUACCUCAGCCUUGAAUGGGGACCGUCAAGCUCGCCGCAUCCAGUGCGUUGGGGUCGAUUCAUCACAGUUCUUCUCUGGAACACAUCAGGGUAAGUUGUCAAAGGGGCUCUCCUCAAAGACAUAUAGUCAGUAUUAAUCACACUGGGACUUUCUGGACUGCUAUUUGGACUUAAUUGCGGUCUGGUACAUCCAGGACCUACAAUAAAUUCCAUAACUGCGA
Chara braunii is the source of this 1387-nucleotide messenger RNA. The record is from the annotation of a GenBank genome assembly. Lineage: Eukaryota; Viridiplantae; Streptophyta; Charophyceae; Charales; Characeae.